This is a messenger RNA of Orussus abietinus, 3120 nucleotides long. Its product is annotated as solute carrier family 41 member 2. Gene Ontology annotation, cellular component: plasma membrane. Gene Ontology annotation, molecular function: monoatomic cation transmembrane transporter activity. NCBI's taxonomy places the organism in Eukaryota, Metazoa, Arthropoda, Insecta, Hymenoptera, Orussidae. Gene Ontology annotation, biological process: monoatomic cation transport. Bases 475 to 2031 code for a protein of 518 amino acids. The record is from RefSeq and is a predicted model, not a curated record. The transcript has 9 exons.
UCGACGACGACUUCGCGCGGGACGUUUUAUCAGUUAAGUGCGCUCCCGAGGAGCCGCCAGUCCACUCGAGCGAGCGAAAACCUGCCGGUCGGUGUCAUCGAUGAGUACCCCAGCGACUCUUCGCUCGGACAAAUUUUCCUGCCUUUCCCUCGAGGGUGGCCUCGGGUUCAUGGGCGAGAACUCCUCUGCGGGCAGCUUCAAUCUUGCCGCGACGACCCUCGUCGAAUCCGCGCCUUUCCUCGGCAUGUCCAGGGGGGAACGACUCUACGACGACCUGUGCCACCUCGAUCCUUGAAGCGGACGCCAUCGACAAGAGCUACCACGGUGCAUCCUGAAUGCAAUUUACGGUGGCUCUGCAAUUGUGCACAUUACCUCGGCAGCAUUGAGCUCAGGAGAAUAUCGUACAAUCGUUUUGCGUCACUGAUCGCAAUUAACGGGACUUUGCACAAGGAGAGAUUCCAAUCUUGAGCAACGAUGCCGUCCGACGAAAAGAGUGGUAUUAUCGGCAAAACGGAUAAGAACACGGAAGACAACAAACUAGACAUAAUGGUUGACCACCUUGGUGCGGAAAAUGGCAUUGUCAAGAAGGUAGCAGUGUCCUUAGCUGGCUUGAAAGUCCCCCCUGGAUUGGGAUCCAAGAAGGAUGCCGCGGGAGGUGACAAUGGAGGAUCGCUGUCAAGUGGCAGCUCGAUAGUGACGAUUUCCUCGGUUGCCAAUUCCGACCCGGAUCCACAUUUUUCACACCAUAAUCAUGGUCCCGAGGGAAGAAACAUCGCCGACGAGAAGUGGUACCAAACCCUGAUUCAAGUAGCCGUGCCGUUUUUCAUUGCUGGAAUCGGUACCAUAGGAGCCGGCCUCGUCUUGGCACAAGUCCAGAGCUGGCCAGUUUUUGUCACCGUUUCCCAGAUUUUCAUUCUGGUACCGUCUCUUCUGGGCCUGAAGGGCAACCUGGACAUGUGCCUCGCGUCGAGACUCUGCACUCAGGCAAAUCUGGGAAACAUGAGCGGCUGUCGCGAGAUCGUCAAGAUGAUCAUAGGGAACGUGGCACUCGUUCAAGUACAGGCGAUCGUUGCCGCCAUCAUCGUGUCGCUUUUUGCAAUGUCCGUUGGAGCAAUCAUGAACGGUGUCUUCGUGUGGGAGCACGCCGUCCUCUUGAUGACAUCCAGCGUGUGCACUGCAACCAGUUCGUGCUUUGUCCUAGAUUUCGUAAUGAUCGCAGUGAUCAUGAUAGCGUAUCGAUGCAACAUGAAUCCGGAUAACCUGGCCACGCCACUCGCAGCCUCCGUGGGCGACGUGGUGUCCAUCAGCGUCUUGUCGACCGUAGCCUCGGCUCUCUUCCAAAGGUUGGAAUCUCAAAUCUGGAUUCUAUACGUCAUCCUCGGAUGCUACUUUGUCCUCCUCCCGAUAUGGAUUUACGUGGUAUCGAAGAACAAGUACACGAGAAACGUCUUGACGUCUGGAUGGACUCCGGUAUUGUCGGCGCUCUUCAUAAGCGGACUCGGCGGCUUAAUCCUAGACCAAGCCGUAAACGUGUACGAUGGAUUCGUAAUAUUCCAGCCCAUUAUCAACGGCAUUGGGGGGAAUCUGGUAUCCGUCCAGGCAUCGAGAAUCUCUACAAUGUUACAUCAAACAUCCCUCAUGGGUAUCCUGCCUCCGUAUACGAAGAUUUGGGUCUCACCCUGGAAAGCUCUUUUCAAAGGAGUACCAUACGCAAAAACUGCCAGACUGCUCAUUGGUAUGGCCAUUCCCGGCCACCUGGCCUUCGUGUUUGCCGCGGAUUACAUAAAAUGGAAUUACUCCACGUUACACGUGUAUUUUGUCGCGUCUUACAUCUUGGUAGCAGUUUUACAGGUCAUGCUGCUGCUGUAUGUCGCCCAUAUCAUAAUUCACGCGAUGUGGCGGUUCAAAAUAGAUCCGGACAAUUCUGCAAUUCCAUAUUUGACAGCGUUGGGCGAUCUCAGCGGUUCUCUGUUCCUAGCCGGAGCAUUUUGGUUCCUUUAUACUAUAAAACAACCGUACGGUGAUUAUUGAAUGCGAGUCACGAGCAUUGAAACGGCUUGUGAUUGCUCAAGUUGAAUAGAAAUGUAGAUGAUUUUUAUUUAUUAAUCAUCGACCACCUUCGACGUUCCAGUGGACGCUCGGAGAUAGAAAAAAUCAUUCGAGUCGCGGGCCCGUGUUUUCUUCGCGUUUUUAAACCGUCUUCAUCCGAUGGUGAAAAACGUGAAAGAAAAAUUCGGAUAAAGAGAUUUUAAGAAUACUUUGAAAGUACGGGCGAAGGGGAGGAUUGAAGUGAAACGUCAAAAGAUCGACUUUUACAGUCGCUAGCAAAUAGUCUUGGCUAGGAAUAAGUCAAUUAUUAACUCGGAUAAGAGUUUCUCAUCGAGCUGAGCGCAGACGCGUUUCUUUUCUUUUUUUUUUAAGAUUACUGUAAAGUAAAGUAGAUACGUAAUCUGCAGAUUUUACAAAACAGAAUCAUACUUGUAGCGAUAUUCAAUUUACACUUUUUAUAAGUUGUAGCGAAGCAAAAUAUCAAGAUCAUUUGUUGGUACGAUGCACAGUAUUAUAUAAACACUAAGUUUUUUUUACCUCAGAGCUUUUAGCAUCCCUGUACAUAACUCAAGUUCCAAAUUUUGAAAACCGGCGGGCAACUAGUAAUAGACUAAGUAAAACAUGAAACUAUACUUUUAAUUAGAUGUACUGCUUGGUACCAAACAUAUGUAUUUUUAUGGCGCAUUUUAUUAGUUUGACUACGCUGCUUGUAAUGGAUUUCUAAAUUUUCCGCGUUUAAGAAAAUUUAUAUUACACAUGAUAGCAUUAUGGCAGGAACAUGCCCCACCCCGGAUGCCACUUUCUAGUCACAGAAAAUCAAUCCUGCGUGCGCAUCAAAUACCGGUACUAGAGAAAAAAUGCCCCAAGGCAGCUCGCAACAUAUACAAUUAUAUCAAUCGGAUUUUCUAAGUUUCGGAAGUUAGUAGGAACAAUAGAUUUAUACAAAACGUGUCCUCUUUGACUAUAAAACAUACGUGAUAUGCGUUCCCAUCGUAUAACGUAGCAACUACCGAACAUCUGUCCAAUGUCGAAAGGUAGCAAUAAAGUACAUGCAGAUGUAUUACUUCAUAA